AUGAACACUAAUCUCCACAACUCUAAUAUUACUCACACAAAUUGCAAUACCCCAUUUCAGACAAAUUUAACAAUAUAUGAUUUGAUUAAUACUAUGUGGUUAUCCAACUUCAAAGCAAACUCCCCCAAAUAAAAGAACCAACAUUUCACCACCUUUUUUCUUCACCAUUUCAACCCAAAAAAACCCACAAGGAAAAAAUGGUUUCAAGACAGCCAUUCCCACCAAAUCCAAGGCCUAAAACGAGCAUAGUGUUUCUUGCAAUCACAAUCUCCGCUUCACUCAUUAUUCUCUCUGCCAUUCUGUAUUUUAUUUACUAUCUCUGGUACUCUUUGGUUCACAGGUCAAGAACCAGCCCAUUUGAUGCUACGUCACCUUUGAACAAGCUCCAGAAGUUUAGCUACAGGGAACUCAAGAAUGCCACCCACAAUUUCAGCCCCUCCAAUUCCAUAGGAAAAGGGGGUUCUGGCACUGUUUUCAGAGGUAUUUUGAAGGAUGGGAAGUUGGUAGCUGUGAAGCUUCUUGACUCAAAUUCGUUUCAGUGUGAACAGGAGUUUCAGAAUGAGUUGAAGAUUCUUGGUGGGCUAAAAUCUUGCCCUCUUGUUGUUUCUUUGUUGGGUUUUUGUGUGGAGAGAGGGAGAAGAAUUGUGGUGUAUGAGUAUAUGCCUAACAGAAGCUUGCAGGAGUCUUUGCUUUUUGAAUCAAACAAUGGGUGUUGUAGUAGUUUGAGCUUGAGUUGGAAUAGGAGGUUCAGUGUGAUUCUUGAUGUUGCAAGGGCAUUGGCUUUCUUGCACCUUGAAUGUGAUCCACCUGUGAUUCAUGGUGAUGUGAAGCCAAGCAACGUGUUGCUUGAUUCUGAGUUCAGGGCCAAGCUUUCGGAUUUCGGGUUGUCUAGAUUGAAGCUUGAGGGUGAAUAUGGGGUUGAUUUGUUUAGCCAGGAGUUGGGGAAGAGCCAGGAGCUGUGGAAGAGUCAGGAGAUUGGAGGGAAUUCAAAUGCCGGUGGAGGAGGAGGUGGAGAGAAUGAGACUCCCGCAAUAGGGACUCCUGUGGAGAGUCAUGAGAAUGAUGAGGUAGAUUUUGCUUUGGCUUUGCAGGCCUCUUCUUCUUCCAAGAACAGUUGUAGAGUUUACCAUAAUGUGAUGGGAUUAUCUAUCAGCUCUUUGAACUUUAACUCUGAGAAUCCGGGUAGCACUUUGAAGGGGAAGGAGUUGUUAGCCAAUGAAAAUAGUGGGGUGGAUUGGAACAAGUUUGUGCCUUAUGAUGAUGAGUUGAGUAGCAUUGAUCAUAGCAAGGAGUUGAAUUUGAAUAAUGCACCUGUUGUUGGUGAUGAUAGUAAUAGCAACAAUUCAGGUGCCAAACAAUGGGGAAAAGACUGGUGGUGGAGACAAGAUGGGAGUGGUGAACUGUGUAGUAAAGAUUAUGUGAUGGAGUGGAUUGGGAGUCAAAUUUGCCCGUCGGCUGAUCCCGAUUGGGACGAAGAGAAGGGGGCAGCCCCUGGGAAAACGGGCUUGGAUAGCUCUGUACAGUUGGACAAAUGUGAGGAAGUGAAUGAGAAUCCAGUGCAAGAUCCUGGUUUUGAGUGUCUUAAUGGUGGUACUGAAAAGGAGCAUUCAAAAAGGUGGAAAGUUUGUGCUAAGAAGCAUCGGAAGAUGCAAGAGUGGUGGAAAGAGGAGCACUUGGAUGAACUUAGCAAGAAGAGAAAUAAUAAGGGAUAUAGGCUCAAAGUGUGGAACAAAGAACGGUUCAAAGUACCGCAUUUUGGUUUGGGGAAAUGCUUUGAGUUCAGGAAAAGGAGAAAGUUCAGCCAUGAGAACCAUGACACCGAGGAUCAGAACAUGGAGUUUAGUUUUAGAAAAGGUUGGAGGAAGAAGAAUCAUUCAAUGGGGAGCGAUAUGUGGAGCGGGGAUCUUUUUAGUCGGGAGUUGAGCAGCACAACUAGCAUGAGGGGAACGCUUUGCUACAUUGCACCAGAGUACGGUGGGUACGGUUACUUAAUGGAGAAAGCUGAUAUUUACAGCUUCGGUGUUCUGGUUCUCGUUAUUGUCUCCGGGAGACGACCACUUCACGUUCUUUCCUCGCCAAUGAAGCUCGAGAAAGCAAACUUAAUAAGCUGGUCUCGGAGCUUAGCUCACACAGGAAACAUACUAGAACUCGUCGAUGAACGUCUUAAAGACGAGUACAAUAAAGAACAGGCGAGCCUGUGCAUUAAUUUGGCACUUGCUUGCCUGCAGAAAAUGCCCGAGCUGAGACCGGAUAUUGGGGACAUCGUCAAGAUAUUGAAAGGCGAAAUGGAGCUCCCACAGCUCCCGUUUGAGUUCUCGCCUUCUCCUCCGUCAAAGCUUUUCAGCCGAUCAAGGAGAAAACAAAAGAGCAGCGGAGAUUAACAUCUUCAUUCUGUAGCAAUCCGAUCAAGAAGAGAAUAUGGAUUUGAUCCAACGAAUCGCUUCCUAACUGUUGUGUAUAACUUUUAUGUGGCUUGAUGUAUUUACACUGAUUCUUACUGCUUUUUGUUGUUUUCUAAUUGGGGUAAAUACAUUGGAAUCAAAAUCAUUUCCAGAUCAUGUUCAGUCAAUAUCUACCCAGAUUACUACUCAUGUUUCUAUUA
Messenger RNA from Sesamum indicum (sesame), 2602 nucleotides. Its product is annotated as Protein kinase superfamily protein. Gene Ontology annotation, biological process: protein phosphorylation. Gene Ontology annotation, molecular function: protein kinase activity; ATP binding. NCBI's taxonomy places the organism in Eukaryota, Viridiplantae, Streptophyta, Magnoliopsida, Lamiales, Pedaliaceae. The record is from RefSeq and is a predicted model, not a curated record.